Messenger RNA from Kogia breviceps (pygmy sperm whale), 6400 nucleotides. The record is from RefSeq and is a predicted model, not a curated record. NCBI's taxonomy places the organism in Eukaryota, Metazoa, Chordata, Mammalia, Artiodactyla, Physeteridae.
ACUGGUCCUACGGCGUGUGCCGGGAUGGCCGCGUCUUCUUCAUCAAGUGCGGCGCGGGAAAGCGGGGACGCGGGCUGGGGCGCGGGCCGGGCGGGGGUGCGGGGCCGGGCGAGCGCCCCCAGAGCGGCGGCGGCGCUAACAGGUGCAUCUGUCUCUCCGCAGCGACCAGCUCCGCUGCACGACCUGGCUACACCCGCGCACCGGGGAACCCGUCAACUCCGGCCACAUGAUCCGCUCAGCCAUAACCAGCAGACCACAGCCUUCAGGCAUCCUGUGAGUGGGCAGUUUUCUCCAGAAAAUAGCGAAUUUAUUCUUCAAGAAGAGCCAAAUCCACAUAUGUCGAAGCAAGAGAGAAACCAAAGACCGUCCAGCAUGGUCAGUGAAACGUCCACGGCUGGGACCACUUCUACCGUGGAGGCCAAGCCUGGCCCCAAGAUCAUAAAGUCCAGCAGUAAAGUCCACAGCUUUGGAAAGAGGGACCAAGCCAUUCGGAGGAACCCCAAUGUUCCGGUGGUGGUGAGGGGCUGGUUGCACAAGCAGGACAGUUCUGGGAUGAGGCUGUGGAAGAGGAGGUGGUUUGUGCUUGCUGAUUAUUGCUUGUUUUACUAUAAAGACAGCCGAGAAGAAGUGGUCCUGGGGAGCAUUCCUCUGCCCAGCUACGUGAUCUCAGCAGUGGCCCCCGAGGAUCGCAUAAGUCGCAAGUAUUCCUUUAAGGCCGUGCACAUGGGGAUGCGAGCACUCAUCUAUAAUAGCUCUCAGGCCGAGCAGUCAGGCAUGAGGACCUACUACUUCAGUGCUGACACCCAGGAGGACAUGAACGCUUGGGUCAGGGCCAUGAACCAGGCUGCACAGGUGCUAUCUCGAUCGUCACUGAAGAGGGACAUGGAGAAAGUGGAGCGGCAGGCGGUCCCCCAGGCCAACCACACAGAGUCCUGUAGAGAAUGUGGCCGCAUGGGACCCGGACAUGCAAGGGAUUGUUCUCAUCGCAACCACGAGGAUUCCUUUGGAUUCGAGAGGCGGGAGCAUGGGGAAGACCGGUACCGCUCCCAGAGGGACCCACUGGAGGGCAAGCGGGACAGGAGCAAGGCCAGGUCCCCGUACUCGCCAGCCGAAGAGGAUGCCUUGUUCGUGGAUUUACCCUGUGGCCCGAGAGGCCAGCAGGCUCAGCCCCAAAGGUCAGAGAGGAAUGGUGUGCUGCCUGGCACAUUUGGCCCAGGAGAGCAGAAUGGGACUGGUGGGUACCAGCGGGCCUUUACUUCCAGGACCAAGCCUGAGAAGCACAGCCAGAGGAAGAGCAGCCUGGCGCACGUGGAGCAGUGGGCAAAGGCCCAGAAGGUGGACAGCAGGAGCCUGCUCCUGGAUCAGACCCUUCCUCGCCAGGGUCCCAGCCAAUCCCUGUCCUUUCCAGAAAACUACCAGACUCUUCCCAAAAGCAGCCGACGCCCCUCAGGGGGCUCUUCACCCCCUCCCCGCAACCUGCCAAGUGACUACAAGUACGCGCAGGACCGAGCCAGCCACCUGAAGAUGUCGAGUGAGGAGCGCCGGGCACACCGGGAUGGCACCGUGUGGCAGCUCUACGAGUGGCAGCAGCGCCAGCAGUUCCGGCACGGCAGCCCCACGGCGCCCAUCUGUGCUGGCUCCCCAGAGUUCACCGACCAGGGCCGGAGCAGGAGCAUGUUAGAGGUGCCCCGCUCCAUCUCUGUGCCUCCAUCUCCCUCGGACAUCCCUCCCCUGGGGCCCCUGAGGGCCUUCCCAACCCGGCGGCCACACACGCCAGCAGAGAGGGUCACUGUGAGGCCACCGGACCAGAGAAGGAGUGUGGACAUCUCGCUGAGCGGUUCUCCCAGGAAGGCGUGGGCCCACACCACCAAGAACUCCUCUCAUGUGGACCGACGCUCCAUGCCCUCCAUGGGUUACAUGACCCACACUGUCAGUGCUCCCAGUUUACAUGGAAAAUCGCUGGAGGAGCUCUCACUGCUUCUCACUCGGUUACGGCGGCACCAGGCCAAGUUGGCCAGGGUGAGAAAUUUCGCCAUCGGCCAGUCACUGCAGCAUGAGCUGACCUUCCCCACCUGCCAGGCUGACGAUACCUACCUCCAGCUGAAGAAAGACCUGGAGUACCUGGACCUAAAGAUGACAGGCCGGGAUCUUCUCAAGGACCGAAGUCUGAAGCCAGUGAAGAUUGCCGAGAGUGACAUUGACGUUAAACUGAGCGUCUUCUGUGAACAAGACAGGAUCCUCCAGGACUUGGAAGACAAGAUACGAGCCCUUAAGGAGAACAAAGAUCAGCUGGAAUCCGUGCUGGAGGUGUUGCACAGACAGAUGGAGCAGUACCGAGACCAGCCCCAGCACCUGGAGAAGAUUGCCUACCAGCAGAGGCUGCUGCAGGAGGACCUUGUCCACAUCCGGGCAGAGCUCUCCAGAGAGUCCACUGAGAUGGAAAAUGCCUGGAAUGAAUACCUGAAGUUAGAGAGAGACGUGGAGCAGCUGAAGCAGACCCUGCAGGAGCAACACAGAAGAGCCUUUUUUUUCCAGGAGAAAUCACAGAUACAGAAGGAUCUCUGGAGGAUCGAAGAUGUCGUUGCAGGCCUGAGUGCAAAUAAAGAGAACUUCAGAAUCCUGGUGGAAUCGGUCAAAAAUCCGGAGAGAAAAACAGUGCCUUUGCUUCCUUACCCGCCUGUGCCUUCAAUCUCCUCUUCUGAGAGCAAGCCGUUCCUGCACCCCAGCCCGCCCACCAGCCCCAUGCGGACCCCUCUGGAGGUUCGACUCUUCCCCCAGCUGCAAACCUACAUGCCGUACCGACCUUACCUGCCCCAGCUGAGGAAGGUGACGUCGCCCCUUCAGUCGCCAACCAAGACAAAGCUCAAAGUUGAAGACGAGGCACCUCCCAGGCCCCCGCUCCCUGAGCUCUACAGCCCAGAGGACCAGCCCCCGGCCGUGCCACCUCUACCGAGGGAGGCCACCAUCAUCCGGCACACUUCAGUGAGGGGCCUCAAGCGGCAGUCGGACGAGAGGAAGCGAGACCGGGAGCAGGGGCAGUGUGUGAACGGGGACUCGAGGGUGGAACUCCGGUCAUACGUCAGUGAGCCUGAGCUGGCAACCUUCAGUGGGGACAUGGCACCUCCCUCCCUGGGACUCGUGGGCUCUGAGAGCAGGUACCAGACGUUGCCAGGCAGAGGGCUCUCGGGGUCCACGUCAAGGCUCCAGCAGUCGUCCACCAUUGCUCCCUACGUCACGCUUCGGAGGGGUCUAGAUGCCGAAAGCAGCAAGGUGACCUACCCUAGACCCAGGAGUGCCUUGGAGCGCCUGUACUCAGGGGACCACCAGCGGGGCAAGAUGAGCGCGGAGGAGCAGCUCGAACGCAUGAAGCGGCACCAGAAGGCGCUAGUCCGGGAGCGCAAGAGGACGCUGAGCCAAGGAGAGAGGACGGGUCUCCCCUCGUCCCGCUACCUCAGCCAACCACUCCCUGGAGAUCUCGGCUCAUGGAAGCGCGAGCAGGACUUUGACCUGCAGCUGCUGGAACGGGCCGUACAAGGGGACAGAAAGGACAAGGAGGAGAAUGGCUGGCUGAAGGUGCAGGCUAUGCCUGUCACUGAGUUGGACCUGGAACCACAAGACUAUGACGUGGACAUCAGCAGAGAGCUCUCCAAACCAGAGAAGGUCUCCAUCCCCGAGCGUUACGUGGAGCUGGAUCCUGAAGAGCCGCCCAGCCUGGAGGAGCUACAGGCGCGGUACCGCAAGGCCGAGAAGAUCCGUAACAUCCUUACCCGGUCCAGCAUGUGCAACCUGCAGCCAGUGUCCGGCCAGGACCGGAACAGCAUGGCCGACCUGGACUCGCAGCUGCAGGAGCAGGAGCGCAUCAUCAACAUCUCCUACGCCCUGGCCUCAGAGGCCUCCCAGCGCAGCAAGCAGGUGGCAGCGCAGCAGCUGGCCCUCCUCCCGCCUAAAGCCCCCCUGUCCUCCAGGACGGUGCCACCUUACCCCCCCUUAAGCAACGGACUCCACUACACCUUUGUCUAACACCUUCCAACCCAGGCAGUGACUGACCCGUGAUCCAGCGUGCAGAGAAGUCUGGAGCCAGGGGCCCGUGGAACCAGUUUCCUCCAAGAAGAUUGAUCCUCCUUCCCCUUCCAGCUGAGCCGGGGUUCAGGCUGGAGGACAGAGCACCACCAGCUGUGGGGCAUUCACCACAGGGCUAGGGCCUAACACCCACGCUUGUUUUAGUUCAGACUCCUUUUUACAUGUGACAGAAGCACUUUUAAUACACACUGUAAAAUACUGACUCUGUAUUUUAGAAUCAGGCUAUAUUUUAUAAUGUUCACCUCAAGGGCUGAGUGGCUGAGAAGGUGAGGAUGCAGGAUUUUGGAGCUGCACAUACAGAUUCAGGUACCGUUUGGGUGGAAGGUGUGGGUGGGAGCCAAAGGGCAGGGCAGGGGAGCAGAGGCCAGUCCAGCAUCGGCUGAACUCAGGUGAGGUUGGAUUGGAGAUGUGUUUCCAGUGGAUUCCAGUGUUGGGCUCAUUGGUGUGUUGUCCAGGGCAGUGAUCAGCUGACCCUGACCUGGCCCGAUGACCAGCUCUGUAGGGUGAAACUCCACCGAGCUGGCACGUGGAGCCUCGGCCUUGGGUCUGGCUCAGGCCCAAAGGUGUGUCCAAGAACUUUGGUUCCCAACCUGCCCAUGAGAUCCUCUCAGCAAAGGGCUCUUCAAAAAAAAAACAAAACAAAAACAGUUCGCUGUAAUUAAAAAAAAGAAAUACUUUGAAAUACAGAAAAAGUGAGAAGAAACACCUUUGAUUUGUAUCAUAAGCAAUAAACGUCACACUGGGUGGCAUCUACCUACAACUGCCCGAGUCCACACUCGGCUCUGAUAAGUAGCCUGGGCUCGUUGCGGCCCCUGAGAACACAGGUCAGCCUACCCAGGACUUGGGUCAUGUGGCAGGUGGGCAGGCAGCGGGCCCCUACCCUCCCCGAUGGCCAGCAGGGCCACGAUGACAGGACCAUGACUUGACUUCCAGCCUAAAACGGGGAGGGCGCUGUUAAGCCAGGCGCAGUGUUUGUGGCCCUUUAUGUAUGUAAGUCACGAGCUCAUGAUAUUCUGCAUUCGGAAAAUGAAGUUGGAAAACAAACAAACAAACAAAAAACAACUCCAUUGGGUGGAGCCACACUUUAAAUGAAAAUUUGUCUUUGACUAUGGUCAGAAAAAUAAUCUUGAAUAUAUUUAGAAGUUGCCGUCUAUUUUUAACUAACUCCAUAUGCUGCCAGUAUCAACUUCAUGACAUUUGCCAAAAUAAGAUUUUAUUUUUGCCUUUAUAAGAUUUUGUUGGAAAAAAUGAAAUGACUAUUUUGCAAGAAAAAGUUAAUUUAAAUAAAACUGUAAUGGUUUGCAAAAAAAAAUGUGAUGUACAGAUUAAAAUAUUAACCUGAUAUGCUUCCUGCUUUUUGCUGGCUAUAUUCUCCUGAGUGGCUUGUGUUAGGUUUUUUUCCAUUUCUUUGGAAAACCCCCAGUGUCAGCUCUGGAUCCUGCUGUGUUCACCUAUGAAGUCUCUCCUGAGGACAGUUCCGUGACACGUGAUUGACUCUGGAGGCCUGAGGGAGGAAGGCCUGUGCACUUGGGCCUUUGGCUAGGCUUCAGCAGCUGCUCGGGAUGGCCCCUCACUUCACCCCCGCCCGGCUGAGGGGCCGCAGGGCUGUGGACUCCUGUGUGGGGCUGGUUUGGCAGGCGGUAUGCAAUCCCAGACAAAGGGAGGGACUCCGCAGGCCUUCUUCCAGCCCACAUGCCUCCAGCUCGUUCCAACGAGGCGGCUGGGAGGAGGGGUAGCCUGUUCUGUAAGAAUCGUGGCCCAAAUUUCAAACAGAGAGCAUGACAGGCCCUCACCUCAGACUUCACGGAGAGCACGCGUGAUCUGGAAACGGCACCCUCCGGCUAUGUCACGUGUGAGCAGGCGCAUGGCCCAGCCCCUUCUCCACCCCCUGGAGAGGACUCGUUACCUGAGGUGCAUCUAAGUGUAGUGAAUUGAACCAGCGGAACUGAACUUUCCAUGAAAACUUCUCGAGCUCCUGGAUGUCGUCAAGCCAUGAAGCUGCUGCCUGCGCCCCAGGGGGGACCGUCCCUGCCCAGCUCACAGCCCUCUCCCGGUGCUGCAGACCCUCAAAGUGCCUGAUGAGUGUGUCUCACCGCGAGUCCUCCCUGGCCAAGCCCAGGCUGCAGACUGCAUGCACGCAGGAGAACUUGCUCUCCCUCAUGCUGUGCCUCUCGGGUCCCAGAGCAGGCUUUGUGUGCUCUGGUUCACCCAGAGCCCUGGCGAGCACCAAUUCUUCAAGCCUCUGCUCAGGUCCCCUGUCUGUGGGGCUCAGACAUGUUCUCUGUGUUUCCUCCUCCCUCAUCCCAAAUAACCAUUUGUU